AUGGCUACUUCUAAUAUUACUAGCCUAAACCUCGUCGGCAACAAACUGUACUGCAACCACCACCACCCUCCUGUCCCUCCCAUGGCCACUCUCCAAGUUUUAUACUCCGAGCGGUACCAGAAAUUACGUUCUGACUCCUUAGUUCUACUUGAAGAUCAUGUGACUACUUUUCCCACCCCCGUCUUGUUGUUGCAGAUUCCACACCAAUUCCUCUUACACCCACCUUCUCACCAUGCUUACCUUGCUGCUGCACUCUCAUCCCUCAACCUGCCUCCUCAGUUUGUCCCAAUAAUCAUAUCCUUGGCACUCAACUUGGCUACCAAUGCCAACUCUUUAGAGUUUUAUUCAAUUGUUGCUGGAUUAGAGUAUCUUCGCAUUGAACAAAUUGAUCAAACAAACGACUUUGAUGAGAUUCUUCGUGCCGAAUUCAGGGACAUGGUGGAUGCUGGGAUGACACCGAGUGAUGAUAUUGAUUAUUUAGUUACAAAUUUUAUGAACUUGUUGGACGGUUUCGGUUGGGAGUCGGCACCAUCAACUGAAGAGGGUGCAUCAACAAGCGCAAUUGACAAGUUGGUCAAAAAGGGUAGCUUUGUUGCGAGCAGUAGUCAAGAAGGGCAAGGAUUUGAUGUGGGUUUUACUUGCAGUGUAUGUUUGGAGGAACCACAGGCAGGGGAUAAGCUCAUACGCAUGAACUGCUCUCAUGUAUAUCACCAAUCUUGUCUACUUCCAUGGCUCCAGAAGCGUAACACCUGUCCUAAUUGCCGUUGUAAACUAGAUGAACAAUGA
This is a messenger RNA of Quercus robur (English oak), 786 nucleotides long. Its product is annotated as E3 ubiquitin-protein ligase SGR9, amyloplastic-like. Lineage: Eukaryota; Viridiplantae; Streptophyta; Magnoliopsida; Fagales; Fagaceae. The transcript has a single exon. The record is from RefSeq and is a predicted model, not a curated record. Bases 1 to 786 code for a protein of 261 amino acids.